Varroa destructor (honeybee mite) is the source of this 1114-nucleotide messenger RNA. RefSeq names its product gem-associated protein 8-like. Gene Ontology annotation, cellular component: SMN complex. The record is from RefSeq and is a predicted model, not a curated record. Lineage: Eukaryota; Metazoa; Arthropoda; Arachnida; Mesostigmata; Varroidae. Gene Ontology annotation, biological process: spliceosomal snRNP assembly.
CCGUAAGUAGUGUUGCGCGUUGAAUGUGAGUUCGGCAUGAGUUUCACGUCGGGCAGAGCGGGCAUGUACAAUUCACAUCCGACAUUCAAUCGCUUCUGGCGACAUUAUGAAGCAUCUAUGGUGUGGAUGCGUGCCCACUACGCAACAGUCAGUCGCAUCAAUGCCGAAUAUAUGGCGACGGUGGUGGCAGCAGCGGCGGCGGGCACUGCGCACUCCUCCCAGAGGACCGAUCAGCCGACCCGGCAAAAAAGUCCGAGGGGUCCAUCCAACAGCAAGCGAAGGAAGUUCCACAGUCCCACGGCGAGUACUUCGCCACGAAUCCUAAAUGAUGAUAACAACGACAACGUACGAACAACCAUGAAUGUGUCCACGAUUUGUGACGGUCACGUUCAGGCCUAUGAAGUCAAUCAGGGCGGGGAAUAUCGUACGCCGAGUGAGGAAGAGCUAGAGGCAACAGGUAACGAGGAUAUAAGCGAUGCGAUUCUCGAUUUUUUCGAGACAUCUCGUCGUCAUAGGGAACAGCGCGAUCUGGAAGAGUCUCAACGACACUAUGAAAAUUUGGAGAACUUAAUGAUCUCGACACGGCCGUCGGCAGUGAACUCAGGCGCGGAUACGAGCGCGAUGUUUGAAGCGUGCCAGCGCGAAAUGAAAGAGUUGUACGGCUCGCAAGCGGCCACAAUACACGGCAUGGAGAUGGCGAUGCAGUGCGGGUUUGAACGUUUCGCCCAAGCCGAUGUCAAACUUUGGCCCAACAUACCUAUGAGGUUAUAAGAACCGUCGAUGUUAUUUGGUCUCAGUAAUUCGUCACUUGACUAAACCGUAGUGGAAAAACCUGAGUCAACCAAUGUCAAUUUAUUCCCGAACGGAGUAUAUCGCAAGAAAAUGCCUUGCCCUUUAGAGUCAUGCAAGCUAAUUGCUGUGAGGCUGACCAGCAUCUAUUGAUUCUGUUCGUGUAUCGUGGACAAACCGAUUUUUCUUCGGUAUAUUAUUACAAAGAACGGAUUUUAAUUAUAGCGAAACUAAGUUUAAAACUUGGACACUCCUUACGUGCUUGCGGAACAUUUACAAAAUUUCACUAAAGCAGAUCCACUUGUUUAAUUGCACAAUAUAUAUA